GGCGGCGCGUGCAGCAGCUCCUGAAAGCAGCGAGUUGGCUGAGCUGGGCUGCAUUUCCAGCAGGAGCUGCGAGCACCGUGCUGGCUCACAACAAGAUGCUCAAGGUGUCAGCCGUAUUGUGUGUGUGUGCAGCCGCUUGGUGCAGUCAGGCUCUCGCAGCUGCCGCGGCGGUGGCUGCGGCCGGGGGGCGGUCGGACGGCGGUAAUUUUCUGGACGAUAAACAAUGGCUCACCACAAUCUCUCAGUAUGACAAGGAAGUCGGACAGUGGAACAAAUUCCGAGACGAAGUAGAGGAUGAUUAUUUCCGCACUUGGAGUCCAGGAAAACCCUUCGAUCAGGAACCACAUUAGCAUGAAGAGCAACAGAUUCCCCACAGGAAAGGGAAGAUUCUGCAAGAAGAAGGAGAGGCCAAGGUUCCUGACAGAUGAAUGUCACAUCUUUGAUUUUGUUUCCUUCUUUCCCAUUCCUGUGUAGUAAUAUUCUACUUCUGACUCUGUGCCCUGUCUCUGGUUUUUCUCCACUCAAUCUGUAAUCCACUGGAGGUACAUAAACACUCACAGACUAAACUUUUACUCUGCGAACUAAAUGCUCCUGCACUUUCACUUUGUCAUGUGAUUUUUCUAGUAAGUAAACCAUUUGUCACCUGUAUUAUUAAUAUUGUAAUAUGAUGUUAAAUACUUUCAUCACAUCAACUCUGAUUUUUGUGACCAUAUUAGAGAACCAAAUAUUUCAGUUAAGUGUGAAGGGAUAUUUAUGUUUUGGAAGAGAAUUGUCAAGUAGAUUUAUCCUUUUCCUCCUUCACCAAAUGUGAAAAUUCCUUUAUUAAAAUGGUUCAUAUUAUCAGCAAUUUAUAAUAUAUAGAUCAUAAUAAAUACAUGUGUUCUA
Messenger RNA from Ictidomys tridecemlineatus (thirteen-lined ground squirrel), 885 nucleotides. NCBI's taxonomy places the organism in Eukaryota, Metazoa, Chordata, Mammalia, Rodentia, Sciuridae. The record is from RefSeq and is a predicted model, not a curated record.